Molecule: messenger RNA, 1639 nt
Organism: Eriocheir sinensis (Chinese mitten crab)
Lineage: Eukaryota; Metazoa; Arthropoda; Malacostraca; Decapoda; Varunidae
Gene: EMC5
Product: ER membrane protein complex subunit 5-like
Exons: 4
Coding region: 25-390 (121 amino acids)
Cellular component (GO): plasma membrane; EMC complex; Golgi apparatus
Source: RefSeq, a predicted model, not a curated record
ACUAAGCGACCUACCAAAACAAACAUGGCGGUGGUGUGGGCCAGACUCGCCUUCAUAGCGGGCAUCAUCUCCCUCUUCCACGCCGGUUAUUCCGCGGCACAACACCGUUCCUACCUGAGGGUGACAGAGCAGGAGUACACAGCGCUGCCCACGGAUAUCAGUGUCCAGGGCCUCCUGAGUCUUCUGUUAGCCAUGUAUGGAAUCCUUCACAUUGCCGGGGACUUCAAAGAAAUUCGAGCAAAUGUACAGCUUCAGAAUAAGUCUUGGGAAACAGUGGGGAACCGGCCAACCUUCUACAUCUUUGCUCACCGGGGCCGGGCGCUGAGUCCAAACUAUGUUCCUCCCCGGGCCAAGUCUCCCCAGGACGGCAUCGAGACCCUUGCCUCCUAGUGGCCCUGGCGCCUGCCUCGGCAGUCUUUCUACUCGCCUUCACUGUUCCCCGCCCUUUUUAAUCUUCUUAAGGGGGUGCAGUCCUGCUGUACCUGUGUUGUGUCAAGGACUCUGCAGUGCUGCAUUCAGAGCCCACCCCUCAGGACACAGAUCCAAGUGUAAUUUAUUGUACUAGUCCUUGAGACCUUUGUCCUGAAGGUUGCCUGUGUGAGGGAGUAGGUAAUGUGCACUGGUGGGGUCUCACAGAAAAAGAAAUUUCUUUCAACAAAAUUACUAAUUUCCAAAUUUUCAAGAUUGCUCGAUAGGUGUUUCAGAACUCAUAUAUUUUGUAGACAUGUCCUGCACACAAUAAGACCCUCAGCAUUUUAAAUAUCAGCAGAAAGAAUAGUCUUCAGCAAAUAAAUUUGGAAACUUUAUCAAAAUUAAUUUAAAUACCAAAGUGAGGUCAGGACUAAAGGCUGAACUUUUGCCUGGUGAAGGAGCAAGCAUUAAGGGGCAGUGUGGAGAGCCCUGCAUUGAUGAGGCUCUGCAGGGGUGACUUUUAAUUGUUUGUUUUCCAAGUAAUUAAGAAUUGGUAGAAAUUAAACAAAAGAGGAUUAUAGUCUUGUGUAGUUGUACUCUGUUAGCAGUUAAAUUGUAGUUAGUUGUUUUUUCACUAGAAGCUGAUGCCACAUUCAUUACAUUGGAAUUGAGGAUAUAUUUUUUCUCUUUUUUUAAUAUUUGCCAGAGGGAGGGACAUUAUCAUUUUCAUUUGUUUAGAAUUAAGAUUUCUUCAUUUUUUGUUAUAUGUAUAUUUCAUUUUCCAGAAAUGUUUAUCGUAUGUGUACUAUUUACCUAGUUGUAGUGUACAGGGUUUGACUGAAGCUUUUAUUGUCCUGUCUUAAAAUCUGGUCACAUCAGACUUUACUUUAAGUUCCUGAAUAUUCUGAGCUGUAUCUGUCCACACCGAGACUAUUCCAAGUAUUAAUGAUUUCAUGGGGAAAGCCGGACUUAUUUAUAUCCUUUCUACAUCAGUUACGUAUAAUGUACAAGUAGAUAAGAAAUCAGAGCAAAGAGAAAGUUAUGCAUUAAAGAAUCCUGAGGAGUGCAUGAUUACAGAAGGUAUUUAUAACUACGAGUGUGCUGGAAAGACAGUGGGCUUGUUGAGGCCAGGCAGCCGGUGCCAGUGUGUGCAUUGUACUGGUGGCAGACUCGUCAUUGUUACAGGAAGUUUGUGUACAUCCCUGAGUAAACAAACUCACAAGACUAA